Messenger RNA from Phalaenopsis equestris, 2734 nucleotides. RefSeq names its product probable methyltransferase PMT26. Gene Ontology annotation, cellular component: endosome; cytoplasm; trans-Golgi network. NCBI's taxonomy places the organism in Eukaryota, Viridiplantae, Streptophyta, Magnoliopsida, Asparagales, Orchidaceae. Gene Ontology annotation, molecular function: methyltransferase activity. The record is from RefSeq and is a predicted model, not a curated record. The transcript has 11 exons. Bases 246 to 2576 code for a protein of 776 amino acids.
AUGCUCAAUUCAAUGAAUCGAAUCAGUAAGAAAAAAUUAGAUCUACAACAUUUAAGUUGCUGAUCGAAGGAUCUUUAUUUGUCUUUCGCUAGUUCAAGUUUAUGCUCUCUUUAUCACAUGGAACUAGUUAAAUUUUUGGCGAUGCUUCAUUGAUUUUUGCAGGCAGUGAUGCCUUCUAAGGUUUAUCGAAUUCCAAUGUAGAUAUGCUAUAAUUUGUUAGGUAAGGGACUUUUAUAUCUGCAAAAAUGGCAUUUGUGAGAAGUCCAUGGAUAGAAAGAUUUUCUUCAUCAUCAGCUUGCUGGAGGGUGACCUUCAUGUUAUUUGUUGCUUUUGCUCUUGUUGGAGUUUGGAUGUUCACUUCUUCAACUGUUGUGCCUCUAGAGAUUUCUCCACAAGAAGCAAGUAAAUUUGAGUUGAAAAAGCAACUUCCUCAGACUGAUUCUAGGCCAUCAGAGAAUGGCUCUGGCAAUGCUUUCACUGAGUCAUACAUGUCUACAGAUCAUAAUUGGGAUGAUAGUCAAGCAGAUAAAUUUGGUGAGGCACAAUCAGAAGGCAGUAAGAUUGAUGUGGGUAACCAGAGAGAUGGCCAGGACAAUGUCAUAGGUGAAAAUGUUGAGAGGAAUGCCAGCCAUAUGGAAGACAAGACAAUUGGUGAUAAAUCCAAUAAUGUCAUGAAAAAUGAAGAGCCCAAUUUAAGCAUGAAUAUUAAUGAAUUUAAAGAUGGUGGGCUACAAGAAAAUGAUAAAAAAAAUUCAAAGCAAAGCGAAAAUAAUGAUCAUGAUGGAAUGCUUAGUGAGAAGGAUAAUAUUCGUACAGGGGAUGUAACAAAGGAUGAAGUGUUUCCUAAUGUUUCCCAGUUAGAGCUUUUAAAUGAGACCAAUGCUCAGGUUGGAGCUUGGUCAACACAAGCUACUGAGUCAAGGAAUGAGAAGGAACUGCAGGUGUCUUCUUCAUGGAGCGAAGUUACCAAAUACAAUUGGAAACUAUGUAACGUCACUGCUGAAGCAGACAAUAUUCCUUGUCUGGAUAAUGAGGAAGCAAUAAAGAGACUGCCUACCACAAAGCAUUAUGAACAUCGAGAGAGACAUUGCCCCGAGGAGGCCCCAACCUGCCUUGUGCCGCUUCCAAAUGGAUAUAGAGGGACAAUUAAGUGGCCCAACAGCCGAGAGAAGAUAUGGUACUACAAUAUCCCUCAUACGAAGCUUGUAGAGCUGAAGGGCCAUCAAAACUGGGUAAAAGUUUCAGGAGAGUAUCUGACAUUUCCUGGCGGUGGAACUCAGUUCAAAUUUGGUGCUUCUCGCUAUAUUGAUAUCAUUCAGAAGUCAUUUCCUGUUAUAGCAUGGGGAUCUCGCAGCGGAGUCAUUCUGCAUGUUGGUUGUGGAGUUGCAGGCUUUGGAGGAUCUCUGUUUGAUAAAGACGUGCUAACCAUGUCUUUUGCUCCUAAAGAUGAACAUGAAGCACAAGUGCAAUUUGCCCUCGAAAGAGGAAUUCCAGCAAUAUUAGCAGUUAUGGGCACCAAGAGGCUUCCAUUCCCUGGCAUGGUUUUUGAUGUUAUUCAUUGUGCUCGUUGUAGAGUGCCAUGGCAUAUUGAAGGUGGCAUGCUUUUGUUGGAGUUGAAUCGAUUAUUAAGACCAGGUGGUUUCUUUAUAUGGUCUGCUACGCCCGUUUACCGAAAGACGGUAGAAGACAUUGGGAUCUGGAAAGCUAUGUUCGAGUUGACAAAGAUGAUGUGUUGGGAAAUGGUGAGCAAAUCAAAGGAUUCUGUUAAUAAAGUUGGUCUAGUCAUCUUUAGAAAGCCUUCAAACAAUGAAUGCUAUGAGCAAAGAGUGGUAAACACACCUCCUAUUUGCCAAGAAUCUGAUGAUCUGAAUGCUUCUUGGAAUGUUUCUUUGCAAGCAUGCAUGCACAGGUUACCUGUGCAUCCUGUUCUACGUGGUUUUGGUUGGCCAGAUAAGUGGCCAUCAAGGCUUGAAAGAGCACCUUAUUGGCUGGACAAGGCUCAGGUUGGGAUUUAUGGCAAACCUGCUCCUGAAGACUUUCAAACAGACUUUCAGCACUGGAAACGUGUUGUAAGCAAGUCAUACCUGAAUGGAAUUGGAAUCAAUUGGUCCACCGUAAGGAAUAUCAUGGAUAUGAGAUCUGUGUAUGGAGGCUUUGCUGCAGCGUUACGUGACCUACCGGUGUGGGUGAUGAAUGUAGUCCCAAUCGAUUUCCCAGACACACUUCCCAUUAUUUAUGAGCGCGGCCUUUUUGGGAUGUAUCAUGAUUGGUGUGAAUCAUUCAGCACUUAUCCAAGAACUUAUGAUCUUCUCCAUGCUGACCAUUUAUUUUCAAGGCUUAAAACAAGGUGCAAGCUGUUAUCUGUGAUCGUCGAGGUGGACCGAAUACUGAGACCUGAAGGGUUUCUGAUUGUUAGGGACGACAUGCAAACAAUACAAGAAAUUGAAAACAUUCUAAAAUCUCUCCACUGGGACAUUAGACUGAGCUACUCAAAGGAGACUGAGAGUUUGCUUUGUAUGCAGAAGAAAAUGUGGCGUCCACAGGAAAUAGAGGCAAAAAGUGCUUCUAUUUCAUAGCUAAAGAGUCACAGAAUUUGGAUGCAUUUAUGCUUCUUUUUGUUCAACUUAUCGGCCUGCAGGAGGGAACUUUUGGAAUGAUGUAGAAAGAUGUGACUGGCAGCUUUUGUGCCGUAGGGUUGUCAGGUGGUGACAAUUAUAUCUCAUCAUUUUUGGAG